Chanos chanos (milkfish) is the source of this 2534-nucleotide messenger RNA. It is a transcript of the gene ints13, whose product is annotated as integrator complex subunit 13. Gene Ontology annotation, cellular component: integrator complex. The transcript is spliced from 17 exons. Gene Ontology annotation, biological process: regulation of mitotic cell cycle; centrosome localization. The record is from RefSeq and is a predicted model, not a curated record. NCBI's taxonomy places the organism in Eukaryota, Metazoa, Chordata, Actinopteri, Gonorynchiformes, Chanidae. The coding region runs from base 197 to 2314 and encodes 705 amino acids.
ACAGUUUUGUAGACUAGACUGGCUGAAAUCAAGAACAGUACUUUUCAUAGUAGUAAAACAUCCGAAAAUAAGUAAGCUCGAUAGUAUGCUCGGUUACAAGUUAGCUAUCUUGCUAGCUUGCUAACCGACCGUCUUAUACUCUAACAUCUUCAUCUUAUUUGAAUGAAAACAGGCUUCUUGUAUUGUGGAGGUCAGGAUGAAGAUGUUCUCAGUGUCUCAUAAGACGGCGUUUGUGGUUGACCACUGCCCCUACAUGGCUGAGUCCAGCCGACAGCAGGUGGAGUGUGACAUGCUAACAAAGAGCCGUGCACAGGGUGUGAUUCCCCUGGCUCCGGUGUCCAAGUCUCUGUGGACGUGUGCUGUGGAGUGCUCCAUGGAAUACUGUCGGAUUCUGUAUGAUGUUUACCCCACCAGGAAACUGAUAAACUACAUCGUGAGUGACUCAGAAUUCCAUAUCCUAAACACCUGGAGGCAGGAAGACCAAAGCACUCAAGAGCUCAUGUCUGCUCUGGCAGCUGUAGGGCCACCUAAUCCACGUGAGGACCCAGAAUGCUGCAGUAUUCUGCAUGGGCUGGUUGCAGCAGUGGAGGCUCUGUGUAAAAUCACAGAGUACCAACACGAGGCCCGUACUGCUCUAAUGGACACGGCAGACAGAGUGGCCAACAGAGGGCGUAUCAUCUGCCUCACCAACGCCAAGAGUGACACUCAUGUGCGGAUGCUGGAGGAAUAUGUGCUGGAGACAAUUCAGGAACAAAACAAACUGGCUGCUGGGUCAGACAGGCUGAUGCCCAUUCAGCAGUGUGAGCUGGUGCUGGUCCAUGUUUACCCACAGGGGGAUGACACACUGGUUUCAGACCGACCCAAGAAAGAGAUUUCCCCUGUACUGAGCAGUGAAGUACACAGUGUUCGUGCUGGCAGACACCUGGCCUCCAAACUCAACGUGUUGGUCCAGCAGCAUUUCGACCUGGCCUCCACUACCAUCACCAAUAUCCCCAUGAAGGAGGAGCAACACGCCAACACAUCAGCCAACUACGACGUAGAGCUCCUUCACCAUCGAGACGCUCACAUGGAGUUCAUCAAAAGCGGAGACCUUCAUAUGGCAGGCAGUACCAGCAGAGACAGUGGUCUGAAGGAAACAGUCACUCUUAAAUGGUGCACUCCUCGCACUAACAGUGUGGAGCUGCAUUACUGCACGGGUGCGUAUCGCAUUUCUCCCGUAGACGUCAACAGUCGUCCCUCUUCCUGUCUGACCAAUUUCCUGCUAAAUGGCCGCUCUGUACUGCUGGAGCAGCCCCGCAAAUCAGGGUCAAAGGUCGUCAGUCACAUGCUUAGCAGCCACGGCGGAGAAAUCUUUCUGCACGUGCUCAAUAGCACCCGGUCCACACUCGAAGACCCGCCCUCUAUCAGUGAGGGCUGUGGCGGGCGUGUCACAGAUUACCGCAUCACCGAUUUUGGCGAGUUUAUGCGGGAGAACCGCCUGACCCCUUUCCCAGCAUCCUCGGCUCCAGAUUCCACAGGCCGGGCACCGUUUGAGCGGGCAAAAGCUCAGCUUGAGCGUCACACAAGAUAUUGGCCGAUGAUCAUCUCCCAAACCACAAUCUUCAACAUGCAGGCGGUGGUUCCUCUGGCUAAUCUCAUAGUGAAAGAGACUCUGACAGAGGAUGAUGUUCUGACCUGUCAGAAAACUGUAUAUAACCUGGUGGACAUGGAGAGAAAGAAUGACCCACUGCCCAUCUCCACUGUGGGCUCCAGAGGGAAAGGCCCCAAGAGAGAUGAACAGUACAGGAUCAUGUGGAAUGAGUUGGAGACCUUGGUGAAGAAUCACAUCGGAAGCAGCGAUAGACACCAGCGUGUGCUCGACUGCAUCGUCGCCUGUCGCAGCAAACCCCCCGAGGAGGAGGACAGGAAGAAACGAGGCAGGAAGAGAGAGGACAAAGAGGACAAGGCUGAGAGGAAUGGCAAAGACACAGAGGAGAAGGGAUGGGCUCAGGACUCGGAGAGACUGAGGAGUGGGCUGGAGCGUGACAGAGAAGAGCAGACAGAGGCAGAGGUGAUUAAAGACUCCCCUGAUUCUCCAGAGCCACUCAAUAAGAAACCACGCCUGGCUACAGAAGAACUGCAGCCUCCUGAAAAAUCAAAAGGACCUGUCUCUUUGCUUACCAUGUGGACCAACAGAAUCACUGCAGCCAACUCCAGAAAGCACCAGGAGUUUGCUGGGAGGAUCAACUCUGUCAACAGCAAGGCAGAGCUCUACCAGCAUCUUAAAGAUGAGAACGGGAUGGAUGUACAUGAGAAUGGGAAGGCAAGCAGAUGAUUGGAUUGGCAACCUUUUGCGGAAUAUCUGGCCUAGGAUGCAGUACCACUAGAAGGGAGGUUUUUUUUUAACGUCUUACAGGAUCUGAUAUGACACCUGAAUGAAAUGUGCCAGGACAGUAUCAGUCUGAUGCAGGGCAGUCUGAUGCCCAGGCAGACAGACAGACAGACAGACAGAGGACACCACAGCCCUGAGAGGAUUUUCUAAAAGGUGUCUGCUU